Symbiodinium necroappetens is the source of this 1335-nucleotide messenger RNA. NCBI's taxonomy places the organism in Eukaryota, Dinophyceae, Suessiales, Symbiodiniaceae. The record is from the annotation of a GenBank genome assembly.
AUGGAAGGAGAAGAAGAGCGCAACGGUGAAGCCGCUGAAUGCGCGAAAUCCGAAGGCUCUGACUCUGGGGAUGACGCCCCACCGCCGCCGCCGCUUUCAGAAGCUCCAACAACGAUUGGACGUGACUCCAAGUUGAACUUGCGCAUAAGUUUCACCUUGGCGAAGGCUUGCAAGUGCAGUCUCUGCGGGUCCUUAAGCACAGACAAGAACCCGUUGGUCAAUCCAACCGAGGAUGCCAUGUUAGAGAUGCCUAACCGGCCUUGGGCCAAGUACAGAAAAGUCUACCCUGCCAACGAAGCGCCUGCACGUGUCCCUGAAGGUCUUGACGCAGUCCAUGGGACUUACGCGGCCUACUACAAGUGGGUGUCCGACAGGUCCAGACAGCAAGAGCACAAGAGCUUCCUCAUCUCGGUGAGAGACUGGAUUCGCCAACACAACGAAAAUCCAGACAAAGUCAAGUUGCGGAGCAAAGACGAGUUAAUGGAGGCGAAAAAAAGCCUGACCGUAAAGAAGGACACAGGAGGCCGUUUCGAAUUGCCCAAGAAGCAAUUUGUGUGCUCGAGCGCGUGGGAUGAGAAUAUCCAUGGAAAAUGGGACCCCUCGAAAGAAGUGGAGCAGGAGAUCCGCGGACAGAAGUUCAAGGGAGUGUGGCGUACCGUCGGCAAGGAGGGCGUGUUCGACUUCACUGAGUACGAGGAUGUCGGGCUCUCUGAGCAGGUCGAAGAGCACAGCUUUGACCACGAAGCCUUCGGCGAGAAGGCUUUUGAACGCAAGAAAGAGGCGCUGCAUACUGCUAUGCAGGCACAGUCGCGAGCCAGAGAUGCUUCCGCUGUCAAGGGAUCCGAGGCAACCAUUGAGAGCAUGAUGGCUUUGGUGCAGCAAAUCAGCUCGUCCUCUGGUUCUUCUUUUCAGGACAAGCCUUCGGCAACGCCAGCUUCGCCAGUGAAAGUCGACGACACCAUCGACAGCAGCAGCGACUCCAGCACAGAAGAUGCAGGGCCAGGGCCUUCGGCCGGGUUGUCGAUGCUCGCCCCAAUAGCCAAGAAGGCGGCAAAAGCAGCAGCAAGUGCCAACAAAAGCAGUGCCAACAAAAGCGGUGCCAACAAGUCUGCGCCAGCGACUGCUACGGUGCCUUCCAAAGCCAAGGAGGUGAAGUCAAAGGCGCCUGCAAGCGGAAAGACACCGACACUGCCGUCCUCAAAGGCUGCGGAGUCCAGGGAUUCCAAAGGAAAAAUCAAACCGGGUGUNNUGUGGCGUCGGCUCCUUCAAGCGCUCCUGAGAAAAACGCUGCCACCGGCAUGCUUGUGCUCGAUGGGCGCGCAAACCGCACGCUGA